UAACUGGGUCAGUCGCGGACGACGGUGACGAUAGGGGGAAAAGAAAAAGAGACCUCUCUCGUCCGUCCAUUAUCGGCGUAGUGCGCGAGCACGCUACGUCCCAAGUGCGUGAGACGUAAGCGCGUACUUACGUCCCGCUAGCCUGCCUUCUAGAAUCACGCUCGCGUGUCUUACCGUCUCCGCCGUACCGUUAGAAAUGCCGGAGAAUCAAAUUCUCUCCUUCUCUCUUUUCCCCCCCCGUUUCCUUUUCCACGCGCGUAGGACAAGGACACAAGUGCAGGUACAAGUGUCACGUAUAACAAGUCACAAACGAGUUAGUUUAAAUGACGUGGUGACGAUCGGUGAUGAUGGUAAAAAAAUUAAUACAAAAAGAAAUUCUAAAAUGAGAUUGGAAGAGGAUCUAGUGAUCCGCAGGAGCCGACCCACGAUGAUCUCUGCCAAAUAUCGCGCCCGCGAGGAACGUCGCCGUCUACUCAAGAUCUCCGCCGGCAAGUUGAGAAGAAUCGAGGAUCCCGAGGCGAGCCUGUGCCGAUCUGUUCUCAUAAAUAACGCGUUACGACGGUUGCAGCGCGAAAACCGGGACGAGAAGACACGGAGUUACGGUACACUUCCAAUGGUGGCGUCAUACAUGGACGACGCCAGCAAGGAGAACACUAUUGCCGGAAACCUCAUCGCCGACGUAACGGACGAGGAGACCUCCUCGAGAAAGAGGUUGGCCGACGAUUCGAGGAACGACGGAUUCAAUUCCAAGCGGCACAGGCACGACGAUGACUUGGACUUACAGGACGAUGUAUUCAGCGACUUCUACAUCUUGCCGCCGACGCCGCGUUUGCUCUCGCACAUCGAUGAGAUUCAACCGGAGCCGGUGGCGUCGCAUCUCAACGGCAAUCACCAUCUGGGCUUCACCGAAGACCGUCUGAAUGGCGGCGCGGCCGACGUGCGAUCGAACGGCUCGAUCCUCGGUACGGGCGGCACCUCCACGACCAACGGCAUCGGUAGCGAUGCGAGCUGUCACUCCGUGCUGUUCCCCGUUGUCGGAGACCUUGACGACGCGAGCGCGCAACUCUCGAGACCAGGAGCCGACAUAAUGGAGGUGGCCGACGUGGUCGAUCCCGAUCGGCUUUGCGACUUUUCCAGAUUCGCCGACUCGGCAAAGACCCUGGAGGAACGGCUGGCCGAGCUGCAGUCUCUGGACGAGCAUUUCGAUCUCACCAAGUUCGAGCGUAACAACAAUCAGAGUUGCGGCCGCGCUUUCCAUGACAUACAGACCUUCCACAGUCUGGUGCCGGGCCUGGAGACCUAGACAGCGUUAGCGUUUUCUCGAGUCGAUGGUAUUGCGGGAUGUCAACGGGGACGGCGAUAAUUCUGCGACACGCAGAAUCGCCUGACGAACAGUCACGACGCGCGAAGCCAUCGUUCGCCUCGUGGCUUGUCCUCAUGUGCUAAUGAAUGGAAAACGCGCGGACGUUGCGAACGAUGCCACGUGUAAACAAGAAAACAUAUAAUGUCGUCGGAAUGCGAGAUAUCGUCGAAUCACAUAAUGAUGAUCGACAGCCAAUGCGGGAUAUCGAAGAUCAUCAUUUGCGAAAGAGGAAAAAA
Molecule: messenger RNA, 1599 nt
Organism: Pogonomyrmex barbatus (red harvester ant)
Lineage: Eukaryota; Metazoa; Arthropoda; Insecta; Hymenoptera; Formicidae
Cellular component (GO): nucleus
Molecular function (GO): transcription regulator activity
Source: RefSeq, a predicted model, not a curated record